AUGCCUGGUAUCGACCCGAACAUCAUAUGUCACCGACUCCACGUUAACCAUGCCUGCAAACCAGUGGCGCAGAAGAGACGCAACUUUGCACCCGAGCGGGUCGCCAUCAUCGAAGCCGAGAUUGAUAAACUCCUAGCCGCCAGCUACAUUGAAGAGGUCUCCUACUCGGAGUGGCUCGCUAAUGUUGUUCUAGUGGCAAAACAAGAGAAGGGAAAGUGGAGAGUCUGCGUCGAUUACACCGACCUCAACAAAGCAUGCCCAAAAGACAACUUUCCAUUGCCCAGAAUCGACCAACUAGUGGAUUCCACUUCUGGCAAUCAGCUACUCAACGUCAUGGAAGCCUACUCCGGCUACAACCAAAUCUUGAUGCACGAGGAUGAUAAGGUGAAAAUUUCUUUCAUCAUCGAGAGAGGGACCUACUGCUACAAGGUCAUGCCUUUUGGGCUAAAGAACGCCGGAGCAACCUACCAAAGACUGGUGAACAAAAUCUUCAAGGAGCAGAUCGGCAAAACUACGGAGGUGUACGUGGACGAGAUGUUGGUCAAGGCCCCAAAACAUGCAGAUCACCUCAAAAACCUCGUUGAGGCAUUCAGCCUGCUCCGCCAGUAUCGCAUGAAGUUGAACCCAAGUAAAUGCACAUUUGGUGUAUCCUCCGGCCGAUUCUUGGGAUACUUAGUCACACAACGAGGUAUCGAGGCACACCCACGUCAGAUCAAAGCUAUUCUCGAGAUGAAGUCGCCUUCCACAACGAAGGAAAUACAAAGUCUGACGGGCAGAGCAGCGACCCUCAAACCGGUUCCUCUCAAGAUCAACCGACAAGUGCAAAUCAUUCUUCAAACUGUCAGCUCAGCUCUCAUCAGAGAAGAGCUGGGGGCUCAACAUCCGGUAUUCUACACGUCAAAAGCUCUCCUCGAUCCAGAGACUCGUUACCCAAAAUUGGAGAAACUCAUUUUGGCUCUUGUAGUUUCCGCGAGAAAGCUACGACCCUACUACCAAGCUCAUCGAGUUAUCGUCAUGACCGACUUUCCUUUGAGAUCAAUCCUUCAUAGCCCUGAUGCUUCUCAGCGACUCAUGAAGUGGGCUAUAGAGCUAAGCCAAUAUGACCUCCUCUACCGGCCAAAAGCUGCAAUAAAAGCCCAGGCUUUAGCUGACUUUGUAGCGGAGUUCACCCCAUCGGCCGAAGAAGAGAAAAUGGUCAACGAAAAGAAGGAAAGUUCAAAAGCAGACGGGACCUCCACUGAACCUAGCCAACCUAGAGACACGUGGCAGUUGCGAGUAGACGGAGCGUCAAACCAAAAAGGAGCUGGAGCGGGUGUCGUCAUCAUCACCCCGGAUGGAACCUUGUUGGAGCAAGCUAUCACGCUUGGCUUCCCGGCCUCGAACAACGAGGCAGAAUAUGAGGCACUGCUCGUCGGCCUGCGCUUGGCGAAGGAACUCGCAAUUAAGAAGCUAGCCAUCUACUCAGAUUCGCAGCUGAUCGCGAAUCAAACCUCAGGUGAAUACAUGGCGAAGCACCCAAGGAUGAUCUUGUACCUUGACAAAGUCCAGGAGCUGUUGAAGGCGUUUCCUACCUUCACCAUCCAACAAGUACCCCGGGCAGAGAACGCACAUGCAAAUGCACUAGCCAGUCUAGGGUCAACGUUGGAUACCCAGUUCAGACGCUCCAUCCCGGUCGAACACCUUGACCGGCCAAGCAUUGAAGAAGUAGAGCCAAUCGACACCAUGCAAAUUGACGAGGACCCCAGCUGGCAAGACCCCAUCAUUGACUACUUAGCGAAUGGAAACCUACCCGCGGACAAGUCCGAGGCUAGGAAGGUCCAGCAGAAGGCCGCGAGAUACUACAUGCACGACAACAAGCUCAUCCGUAGAUCAUACUUCGGCCCUCACCUUACCUGCAUAAAAUACCCUCAAACACUUGAGGUCCUCUGCAAAAUUCACGACGGCGAGUGUGGCAACCACUCUGGGGGCAGGUCACUCGCCCAGAAGGCUCUAAACAUAGGCUACUUCUGGCCUACCAUGCGCCACGACUCCGCUGAAUAUGUCAAAAAGUGUGAUCGCUGCAAGCGAUACAAGCUGAUCCCUAACCUGCCUGCCGAAGUUGACCAUCUGCAAAAUAGUCCAUGGCGAUUCAUGCAAUGA
Messenger RNA from Prunus armeniaca (apricot), 2139 nucleotides. The record is from the annotation of a GenBank genome assembly. NCBI's taxonomy places the organism in Eukaryota, Viridiplantae, Streptophyta, Magnoliopsida, Rosales, Rosaceae.